CUACAUUUCAAGUAAUCACUCGCGCGCCGGCGCUCGCUGUGCAUACACGUGUGUCGUGGUAUUAAACCUAUAUAUUUUUUGUAUAAAUAUUUUGUGAAAUGGCGCCAGUGUCUAUGGCUGUUGUGGGUAUAGACGAUGAUCAGCGUUUCGCGCUGAUGAAGUUCCGGAGGAAUGUGAAAGAUAUCUUGAAACCAGAGCACAACGAUCAUUUUCUAUUGCGAUGGCUGAGAGCGAGACAAUGGGACGCGGAAGCUGCAGAGAAAAUGCUCAGAGAUUCAAUGGCGUGGCGCGAGAAAUGGGGUAUCGACACCACACUGGAAACCUGGCAAGCUCCUGAGGUGCUGGAGAAAUACUUCCCCAGUGGCAGCACGGGCUUCGAUAAAGAAGGCUCACCGGUGAUCAUAGUCCCGUUCGUGGGUUUGGACGCAUGGGGACUGCUGCACUCCAUCACCAAGACCGAUGUCAUCCGUAUGAUCCUCCGCCACCUCGAGAACUACCUCGCCAUCGCCAAUAAGCAGGCUGUUACACAUGGACCUGCUGCUUUGAAGGUGACGGUAAUAUUUGAUCUAGAAGGGUUCGUGAUGAGGCAGUACGCAUGGCGACCAGCAGCUGAGAUGGUUGUCACGCUCCUUAAAGUCUACGAGGCUAACUAUCCUGAAAUCCUUAAAACCUGCUUCAUUGUUAAUGCUCCUAAAGUAUUCUCUCUAGCGUUCAACUUUAUCAAGAAGUUCAUGCAUGAAUAUACAAUAUCCAAGAUUAGUAUCUACGGUAGCGACGCCAAGAAGUGGCAGCAGCAAGUUCUGACCAUGAUAGACGCAGAUCAGUUGCCGGUACACUAUGGAGGCACUGUUGUUGAUGAGAAUGGCGACCCGAGAUGUAGCGCAAUUGUAAAACCUGGCGGCAAAGUACCGAAGAAAUACUACACCAAAAAUUUGGCUAAAGAGACAGAAAAAGAGUACACACACGUAAACAUCAAAACUGGAGAGAAACAUACAAUCGAUUUGCUGUGCCCUGAUGACACCGAGAGCGUAUUAAAAUGGGAAUUCGGCAUUGAUAGUCACGAGAUUAAGUUCCUAAUCAAACGACGAGACGAAAACGGACACGAAGAGACAGUCCACGGGCCUAGGAAGGUCACAGAAGGCCCAGUCGAUGUUGGCGUCAUCAAUGUCACUGGACCCGCUACGUAUACAGUCAUCUUCGACAACAAAAGUUCGUUUAUUCGCAGCAAAAAGAUUUACUACGAUGUGUUAAUCGCUGUUCCUUCUCGUGACCUCGAGAUCACUGAUGAACCAGAGGAUGGCGCGAGCGGUUCCACGACUCCUUAAUAAAAGAUAAUUUCCAUUACGUUAUAAAAUUUAGUAGGAUAUAUAUUUUUUUGGCUAUAGCCUAAAGGCCGCAUUUACUUAAGGUUCGCGCGCUUAUAUUGAAAACAGUGCGAUAACAAUUAAUAAGUAUAACGGCGUAUAAUGUAGUUUUUUAAGCAACAAAGAGCAACAGGAGCGUUUACUGUGAUAUUUCAAUAAAAUUUGUGCUACUGUAAGUCCAGCAAUGGCUAGUUAUCUAUACCAACUGGCUGUGAAAAUUAACAAAGAACAAUAACUUAUGAAUAGUAGGCAUAUUAUAGGUUAUUGUUCUUUGGAAAUGAAAAACAUAUUUUUUUCGACACCCGUAAACAAUGUUAAGAUGUUAAUUGUAUCUGCAAAAUAGAUCAUUUCCUUUUUGUCUUCAAACUAGACGCUUGUAGAAGUGUGUGUGGCGCCACUGUGGCGCUGCAGCCGCGCAACUAAUAAUUUUCAUACAUUAGAAACUCACCUGUGCAACGCCACAGUCGCGCCACUUUUGCAGACUAGAUAUUGUAUGAAAAUUACGCGCCACUGCAACACUUCUAUAAGCAUCUAAUUAGAAGGCGCCUUAAGUGUAGUUCACAUACAGUUUGAAAUUCUAUAUGAAAGUAACAUUUUAUUACAAAAACUACACUUUCAUGAGAUUAUAAUCUUGUAUUUAAAAUAUAGUUUUAAUGGCGAUGAGGGUUUUAUUUUUAAGCUUUAUGAAACUUAGGAGCGUAGCAACUACAAUAGUUGGGGAUAAGAGUAUUGUUGAUUUAAUUGUUAUUAUUUGUACACAAAUAAUGUAUUGAGAGUUUUGUUACCCUGUAAUCCGUUUUAUAUCAACGCAGGUACAGUGCGCACGCACUAAAGUACGACGUAUUUGCAGUACGUUCCAAAUUCCCUGUGUACCACCGAGAAGUACCAUUGUGGUACUAGUGAUGUUUUUUUCCCCACUAGUACUAUCAUACGAAUUGUUGAUUCACGGUAGUACUAGUGAGAAAAUUUUGUACCACUAGUUUUUGUGUAGCGACAGAAAAAACAAAACUAAGUUAUUUUGUAUUGUUUCUAGCUACGUGGCGCAUCGGUUUGUGUUAUCAACUAACAACAACAUUGAAAUAACAUUCCUGAAGCACGAUAUAUCAUAUGUCAUCAGCGUUUCGUCAUAAUCAUCUUACCCAGAUUUUCGUCUUCAAAUUAGGUAUAACAAGCGUAGGACCGCUGCAGUAGCGCGUGAUUUUUAUACAAUAUCUAGUCCGCAAAAGUGCAGCUGCGCUUCUAUUUAUUGCAUGAAAAUUAUUAGUGGCGCGUUCACAGCGCCACAGAGACGCCAUAGACACGCUUCUUUCUUGAAGCGUCAAAUUUGAAUGCGUCCAGGAUUUUUGUAGAUUUUUGCCUAAUGAAUGUUUUUUCAAUUCUUUCCGUUAAGAAAAAGGCAAAGGUUUAACACCA
This is a messenger RNA of Hyposmocoma kahamanoa, 2777 nucleotides long. RefSeq names its product SEC14-like protein 2. Lineage: Eukaryota; Metazoa; Arthropoda; Insecta; Lepidoptera; Cosmopterigidae. Gene Ontology annotation, cellular component: cytoplasm. The coding region runs from base 99 to 1325 and encodes 408 amino acids. The transcript is spliced from 10 exons. The record is from RefSeq and is a predicted model, not a curated record.